UUUCAUUGCAUUGCUUUUAGUCCAUCAAGAUUAGUUUGGAUGUUAUAUACAUCUUCUAGACUAUUACCUAUCUCACCCAAGUUAGCCUUUUUCAAAUUUGGUAAGGUCCAAUCCAGCCGUUUGUCCAAGCAAUUUGCAUGAAUUUUAAAGAGUAGAGGAUCCAGGAGUGAAACUUGGUGGCCUCUGUUAGAUCCAUCACUUGAUGAGGGUGGAUGAAUGCAGUUUUGGGCCAGCUGUGGACCCACUGGGUUGCCAUGGUGCCCACCACAUAUUUAAUUAGCUAGUCAAUCCUCAAGCACAAUUUGAUGUUUUAGAAAGCUUCUAUUGGCGGGAUGAUAAAUGACAUUGUUUUCCUCCUCCAGGUACCAGCGAAAAAAAACAUUGCAGAAUCCAGUGGCUUUUCCUCUAGAGCUGAAGUGGAUAGUCUGGGAUUACAGUGAUAUCAGUGUGUUUCUGAAAGGCAUCAUGAAACAAUUCAGAGAUACUCUGAAAGUUGGAUUUCAACUGCAGAAAGCAAAUAUAACUCUGGAUCCACACACAGCCCACCCCUGCUUCACCCUCUCGGAGGAUUGUAAAAGUGUUCAAGAAGUUGUUCAAGAACAAUACCUUUUCCCAGAUCCUGAGAGAUUUGAAAACUGGCAAUACAUCUUUGGCUGUCAGGGGUUUUCAACAGGGAGACAUUUCUGGGAAGUCACUGUAGGAGAUAAGGAGGAAUGGGCUGUAGGAGUUGCCAAAAAGUCAGUGAAGAGGAAGGAUUACAUCGAUCCUUGUCCUGAGGAAGGGAUCUGGGAGAUUGGGAAAUGGGCAUGGAUUUUCAGAGCCAUCCUUUCCAGAGAAAGCCCCAAAGUGCCCCUGACUAAGAAUCCCAAGAGGAUCCGUGUCGCUCUCAACUGUGAAGGGGGACAGGUGACCUUUUUUGAUGCCCAGACUGCAGCCCUGCUCUACACGUUCUCGGAAGCUGAUUUGGCCGGAGAGACCCUUCUGCCCUCCUUCCUUCUGAACAUCAAUGACUGGCUGACACUCUCUCCCUAAAGUGGGGACAUACAUGAACCAAACUUUGGAAAAAUCCCUAUUUAUGAUCUUUGAAAGGCUGUAGAACAAUUUUGCACAGAAAUAAAUACUGCCCCCCAUGGGAAAUUGGCUGGGAGGGAGGCAGGAUCUCUCCUCCUGCACAGACCCUGUGUUAAUAUUCUGCCUCAUGAGGACCAAAUGGAUGCCUGCAUCUUCUUAUAAAUGUUUUGAAGAUGAACUGAUAUAACCUUUGCAAAAAAUGAUGACUUUGGAAAAGGGAUUGAUGCCAGAAAGUUGGAAAGGGGUGAAUACUGCUUUAAUUCAUAAAGAAGGGCAGGAUGCUUCUGUACCAAAAAAAUGAUCAACCAAUUUCUUUACUAAACAAUGACUAUAAAAUAUCUACUGUGGUUUUAGCUGAAAGAAUAAAAGGUGUUUUUAGGGCUUUAUACAUGGAGAUCAAUGUGGAUUUCUACCUAAAAGAGAGUUGAGGGACAAUACUGUAUAUGACUCAAAGAGCACAAAUUCUAGUCAACCAAGCUCAGAGGACACCAAGCAGAAAUGCCUUCUGUUGUGGGACAAUAUACAAAAUAGACGAUAUCAGAAAUAAUCUUAAUAUACUAGAAUAUAUGGAACAACAUAAUAAAAAACUAGCUGUGUUAGUAUUUCUUGAUAUGGAGAAAGCAUUUGACAAUUUGGACUGGAUUUUUCUAUUUGAAAUUUUGCAAAAAAUGGAUUUUGGAGAUAACUUUAUUACAUGGGUAAAAGUGAUAUAUACGUCACAAAGAGCAGAAAUUCUAGUCAACCAAGCUCAGAGGUCACCCAGCAGAAAUGCCUUCUCUACGAACCUCUCCAUCUAAUGGCUGUGCCUUCUCCUUCAUUGGCUUCUUUUUAAUUUUAUUACGCUAAACUACUUAUCAAAAAGAAAAUAUAAAUGCAUAUAGUAUUA
Molecule: messenger RNA, 1957 nt
Organism: Python bivittatus (Burmese python)
Lineage: Eukaryota; Metazoa; Chordata; Lepidosauria; Squamata; Pythonidae
Source: RefSeq, a predicted model, not a curated record